AGGAAAUAUAGAGAUGCUGUAAGGGCGGAAGUGCUCUCCUGCCCUCUCGUUUUGUCACGUCCAGGUCCUUAGCACGAAGGCAACAUAGAUACAACCAUACGGAAGCCGAGAGGAGACGGCGAGCGGCGAGGACCAAACCUCCGGACCCGCGUUCUACUGAAUGACUGCAGCGGCCUGGGUGAGAGGAUAUACCCUGUAUAUACUGACUGUGUGAGGGAGCUGGGAGUAUGAAUCAGCAAAUGUGGUGUUACUAGGACCCAGAAGACACCUUGCUGAACAGGGAAGGAGUAUAAGAAAUGCUCUGUAACCCACUUUACUUACUGACGGUGACUUCUGUGUGCAGGAACACACGUGCAGCGCUGACAAUGUCCUCUGCCCCCGAUGUGUUAGCCAGGCUGGUGGCCUCUACGUACGCUGUCGCUGAGAAAGCUGGAACCAUCGUCAGAAAUGUCAUGAGUGCCGGAGACCUGGGUAUAGUGGAAAAGACUGGAGCCAAUGACCUGCAGACUGCGGCUGACCGCCUGGUGCAGCAGAGUAUAUGCUGGUCUUUAGCACGGAAGUUCCCUUUGAUAACCAUCAUAGGAGAAGAGGAUCUGCCCGCUGAAGACGUUGAAGAAGGACUGAUAGAAAGCGGACAGUCAGAAGAAAUACUGCAGUCAUCUUUCCCGUCACAGUACAGCAGCAUUAAAGAGGAAGAGCUGGUCGUCUGGGUUGACCCGUUGGAUGGCACAAAGGAAUAUACAGAAGGUCUUCUGGACCAUGUAACUGUCUUGAUUGGGAUUGCGUAUGAAGGAAAAGCGAUUGCCGGGGUGAUAAACCAACCCUACUAUAAUUACCAGGCCGGUGACAGCGCGCUGCUGGGAAGGACUAUUUGGGGUGUGUUGGGCCUCGGAGCGUUUGGUUUUCAGCUGAAAGAAGUCCCGGCAGGCCAGCACAUUGUCACCACCACCAGGUCUCACAGCAGCAAGCUGGUGAAUGAUUGUAUCGCCGCUAUAAACCCGGACAAGGUCGUGCGCGUGGGAGGAGCCGGAAACAAGAUCAUCCAGCUAAUUGAGGGUCAGGCUUCGGCCUAUGUGUUUGCCAGCCCCGGCUGUAAGAAGUGGGACACGUGUGCACCUGAGGCGGUCCUGCACGCUGUGGGAGGCAAGCUGACGGAUAUCCACGGGAACCCAUUUGAGUAUCACAAGGAUGUGAAGCACAUGAACUCGGCCGGGGUUCUUGCGACUCUGCGGAACUACAACUACUACUUCUCCAGGGUCCCGGAUUCUGUGAAACAAGCACUGGUGCCCUAAGCUUGAAUGGUCCCCUGUCUCUCAGCCACCCUGGGGUGACAGUAUCUGGCUGCUAGAAAUUACUGGAGGCACCACCGAAGCCUCAGACCCUGAAUGUCCUUCCACAUUAUUAUAGAAAUAUUAUUUUUUUUAGUUUUUUUUAAAUCUUUUUCUCAAGGGACCAAUUGACAAAGGGUCAAAACCGUGUAACAUUCUGUCUUUAUAUUGUUACCAAAAUGAUUAAAGUAAUCUUUCUACCAUCCUG
This is a messenger RNA of Pseudophryne corroboree (corroboree frog), 1536 nucleotides long. RefSeq names its product 3'(2'), 5'-bisphosphate nucleotidase 1 (gene BPNT1). Lineage: Eukaryota; Metazoa; Chordata; Amphibia; Anura; Myobatrachidae. The coding region runs from base 297 to 1292 and encodes 331 amino acids. Gene Ontology annotation, molecular function: 3'(2'),5'-bisphosphate nucleotidase activity. The record is from RefSeq and is a predicted model, not a curated record. The transcript has 10 exons. Gene Ontology annotation, biological process: phosphatidylinositol phosphate biosynthetic process.